GACCCAACGUUACGAAUACUUAUGAUUCCUAUACUUGCGCUCGCAGAGGCCGUUCUUUCAUAUCAAUUCGCCGCCACGUACAAUAGGACUUUUUCUCGUGCUUUAUUGAGCAAUGAGCGCAACUCAAGACCGACAUGGACCUGGUACCUCAAAUUUGGCGCCUUUGCCGCUUAACUCGGCUCUUCUAUCUCCCUGGGACUUUCUUCGGCCGACAAAAAAGCUGCGCACUGAGGUCCUAGAUACUGCAAAAAUAUUCUUGGAUUCCCUUGCUAGUUCUGUCUGCGAUUCUCAAAAUACUCGUCAGCGAAACUCCAAAAAACGGAAGCGGCCUGACGAUGAUCAUCACGCGGCCUCCAUUUUGCGGCUCAGGCAAUUAUAUGUGGACGGAUUUACUUCAGACCAAGUGUGGGAGCAAGCUCUACGUAUCUUUAAUUCCGCCGAUCAAGAAAUACAGCGCGAUUAUACUGUCUGCGCCAACAACCGACAGCCUGGUUCUUCAGAAGAAAGCCCAUCUGAAGAUGGUAUCAACUCCUUGAGAGAUGCUUCUGAUGAGCCUGAGGAUAUCUUGGAGGAUUUCAGCGAUGACAACGAGCAGGGCGGCGAACGAGACGGUGAGGCUGAAGACUCGUCUCAGAGCGACUUGGAGGAGAGCGAGGAUGGAGUUCAUCAAACAGAGGAAGACCCGUACGACGAAGAGGAUGAAAACCUUGGCACAUACAUUGAAGAUCGAUUUGGAUUGAACGACGGCUUUUUCUCCAUCGAUGACUUCAAUAAACAAACUGAGCUAUUCGAGCAAAGAGAUGCUCGGGGUGACGUGGAGGACGAAAGUGAUGAGGAAGAUAUCAACUGGCAUGCGAAUCCCCUUGACGCACGAGGCCCUAGUACUCUUUCUCAAAAACAGGAGAAAGCUGUCGGGGUUGAUGAUGAUUUGAGUGGAAGUGAUGAUGACGCUAGUGAAGAAGAGGGUCCUACUUUUGAUAAUAUGGCUGAGUUAGAUUCUGAAGACGAGGAUGUUACUGCUGCAGCUGGGGCGGGUUUCUCCAAUACAAGUGAUAUCAUGUACGCUGACUUCUUUGCACCUCCACCUCGCAAAGCGUCAGCCAAAAAGUCACGCCCGUUACCCAAAACGCAGCCACGCAUUACUGACAAUGACAUUGACCGUGCAAUGGCGGAUGUUCGACGUGACUUGUUUGAUGAUGAUGAGGCAUCAGUUCAAGAUAGUGACAAUGAGCCUGGUGUUGGUCGUACCCACCAAUCGACGCACGAGAAGCAGCGCGCGCGCAUUGCAGAUGAGAUUCGACGCUUAGAAGCUGCUAAUGUGGCUAAGAAAGAAUGGAUGGUAUCCGGCGAAGCUCGGGCAGCGGAGAGGCCUGUCAACUCACUCAUAGAAGAAGACUUGGAUUUUGAGAGGGUUGGAAAGCCUGUGCCUGUGGUAACCACGGAACUGUCUGAAAGUAUAGAGGAAUUGAUCAAGCGGCGAAUCAUAGCCAAAGAAUUUGACGAAGUCAUACGCCGCCGUCCCGGGCUGUUAGACCGACAACUUACCCAAAAGGCUCGGGUUGAAAUUGAAGACAGCAAACCGCAGCAGGGCCUUGCGGAGCUCUACGAAACAGACCAUAUUCGGACAACGGAUUCAAAUUACGUUGACCCGAAGCACCAGAAGCUCCUGAAAGAGCAUACUGAAAUCACCAACCUCUGGAAGGAGAUCAGUUCUCAACUAGAUACGCUCUCCAACUGGCAUUACAAACCUAAGGCGCCGCAGGCAAGCAUCAAUGUGGUUACGGACGUGGCAACAAUUACUAUGGAGGAUGCUCAACCCACUGCCGGUGGUGCUAUACGCGCAUCGGCAGCACUCGCUCCUCAGGAGAUUUAUGCACCGAGCGAGACCACGAGAGCCACUGGUGAGAUCGUGAUGAGAGACGGGGUGCCCGUAACCAAAGAGGAAAUGACCCGAGAAGACAAGGCGAGAUUCAGACGCCGGCAGAAGAAGAUGGCUCAGGCGUCUGCUAAUUCCAAUCAGCCACGGUCUAGGAAAGCACUUGAAAAGCAGCAGAUUGUUUCGGACCUGAAGAAGGCCGGGGUCAAAUUGAUUGGGAAAGAAGGCGACAUGAUGAACAUUAAUGGGAGUAAGAUUGUUGGGACAGUUGAUAGGAAUGGGGCCCAUGCGAUAAAACUCUAG
Molecule: messenger RNA, 2179 nt
Organism: Aspergillus nidulans FGSC A4
Lineage: Eukaryota; Fungi; Ascomycota; Eurotiomycetes; Eurotiales; Aspergillaceae
Product: rRNA-processing protein MPP10
Exons: 1
Coding region: 113-2179 (688 amino acids)
Biological process (GO): rRNA processing
Cellular component (GO): nucleus; Mpp10 complex; nucleolus
Source: RefSeq, a predicted model, not a curated record